Danio aesculapii is the source of this 4300-nucleotide messenger RNA. RefSeq names its product adhesion G protein-coupled receptor G7, tandem duplicate 1 (gene adgrg7.1). Gene Ontology annotation, biological process: G protein-coupled receptor signaling pathway; cell surface receptor signaling pathway. The record is from RefSeq and is a predicted model, not a curated record. Bases 58 to 2928 code for a protein of 956 amino acids. Gene Ontology annotation, molecular function: G protein-coupled receptor activity. Lineage: Eukaryota; Metazoa; Chordata; Actinopteri; Cypriniformes; Danionidae. The transcript is spliced from 16 exons. Gene Ontology annotation, cellular component: membrane.
UUUAGCUCAUUCUAUGAUGCAAGUUUCAUUAGAAAUGUAAGGCUACUUCCUUGACUGAUGGACUUCCCACCCUUACUGCGCUUUAUAAACCUGGCCGUAACAAGAGCUGUUCCCAUUUGCAGUUCGUUUUACAGUAGUUAUUUUGUUGUAUCCAAUAUCUGUGUGAUGGAUUACUUUCUGCUCUUAAUGUUUGUCCCAGCAAUGACUAGUACAACAGCUACUAGUACAGCAGCCACGACAGCAAUGAUUAAUACAACAGCAGCUAGUUCAACAGUCACCACGGCAAUGACUAGUACAACAACAAAUACAACAGUGACUAGUACAACAGCCACUACAGGAAUGAAUAGUACAACAGCUACUAGUACAACAGUCACUACAGCAAUGACUAGUGCAACAGCUACUAGUACAACAGCCACUACAGCAAUGACUAGUACAACAGCUACUAGUACAACAGCCACUACAGCAAUGACUAGUACAACAGCUACUAGUACAACAGCCACUACAGCAAUGACUAGUGCAACAGCUACUAGUACAACAGCCACUACAGCAAUGACUAGUACAACAGCUACUAGUACAACAGCCACUACAGCAAUGACUAGUACAACAGCUACUAGUACAACAGCCACUACAGCAAUGACUAGUACAACAGCUACUAGUACAACAGCCACUACAGCAAUGACUAGUACAACAGCUACUAGUGCAACAGCCACUACAGCAAUGACUAGUACAACAGCUACUAGUACAACAGUCACUACAGCAAUGACUAGUGCAACAGCUACUAGUACAACAGUCACCACGGCAAUGACUAGUACAACAACAACUAGUACAACAACAAGUACAACAGUGACUAGUACAACAGUCAAAGUGGCAACGACUAGUACAACAUUCAGCACAGCAGUGACCAGCCCAAAUCUGGUGUGUGAAAACAGUGGAACCUUGCAAAAGGGGAUCUGCCUCUGCCCAGACGGUUGGACUGGAAUUACCUGCAACAUUCCAAAUUUCUGCCCUGGACAAACAUUCCCAACACCCAACGCAUUCACUUUUCCAAAAACUGUCUUAGGCCAGUUUGCAUCCUCAGUAGAGCAGUGCCCGUCAAAUACACCAAAUGCUGGAAUCCCUCAAGCUUCGGCAUUCUGUAAUAUUAAUACUCGCACUUUCGAUUCACCAAACAAAGUAAAAUGUAAUUUGACCCUGGAUACUAUUAAUGCAGAUGUUUCUGGAGCUAAUUUGAAUGUAAAAAAAAGUUUGGCCUCCAGUACGCAGAUUCUCACAUCCAUACCAGAGCGACUGACGUCCCAGAACAUCACGAAUGCUGUUAAAAUUGCUCAUUUCCUGCUCUCUAACCAACAAACCACGAACCAGAAUGAUAUUGUAGUGUCAGCAGUGGCCACAGUCAGUCAACUUCUGAGCACAAGGGAAGAAAUAUUCUCUUCAGUCGACCGUUCUGCAGUUUCCCAACUAACACAGACUCUUCAGGAAAUCUCUCUAAGUGAGAAUUCAAAUCCACUGUUGGUGCAACCGAAUAUCGCAAUGCAGUCACUGAAGGGGCAAACGCCAAUCCGACAAGUGCAAUUAACCUUCUUUAAAGAUUUUAAUAAAGAUAUUGGAUUCGUCCUUUAUGAUAACGAUCGGUUCUUCCAGUCAAACAGCUUUCAGCCUACUCUUGAUACCAAGAGAAGAGUGAUAUCUGCCAACCUUCCAGAAAUCACUCAACUUGAUCAAAUUAAGUUUAUAGUCACAGAAUCGACAGAUAGCACUAUGUCUCUCAAUGACUUUGCAUGUGUAUUUUGGAGUUACUCUAAAAAUGACUGGAGCCCAGAUGGUUGCUCCAAAACAACAGGCCCAUCAGGUCAGGCAGAAUGCAGCUGUAUACCUAAAACUGUAAAAACAAACUUCGCCAUUCUGAUGUCAUUUAAUAUCAACUAUCAGUAUUCUGAAGCCUUGAGUUGGAUCAGCAUUAUCGGCUGUGCUCUGUCUGUAGUGGGUCUGUCUGUAACAGCAGUGUACCAAAUCAUAACCAGGAAGUCAAGAGGAAUCAACCCUACUCUACUAGUGGUGAACGUCUGCAUGAGCAUGAUGGUUUUCUACCUGCUUUUCAUCUUCGGCAUAAACAACCCUGUCAAACAUCUGACUGUGGCAAAGUCUAGCCAAAACAUAGUUCCUGCAUCUGACUACCACACGUAUCCAGACCAGGGUCCCUGUACGGUGUAUACAGCUCUGCUUCAGUUCUUCCUGUUGGCUACUUUCACUUGGAACACUCUGUACGGUGUUAAUGUGUUCCUCCUCUUCAAAAACCAUGUAUCAGGAACACCCGCGUGGUUUCCAAAGGUCGCCUUGCCUGUUGGAUGGGGUGUGCCUGCCGUUAUUGUUGGCAUUUCGUUGGGUACCACCUACAGUGUAAAGGAGCCUUUAGGUUACCGACAAGAAGAGUUUUGCUGGCUGGCUGCACUGGACCACAAUCUGAACUUCAGUAUGGGAAAACCCAUGUUUUGGGGAUUUGUGCUCCCUUUACUGCUCAUGCUGAUCUCAAAUGCAGCAAUACUGCUGCAUUUCUCCCACAACAUCUGCAAGACAAACCCCAACUUAAACAGAUCACGGACAACUCCUCUAAAAAAUAAGAUUUUGAGUAGUUUCUCUCUGGCAGUGAUGCUUGGCCUGUCCUGGGCCAUCGGUUACAUUUUGCUAAUCAUCCGUGAUUCAUAUCUGCAAUUUCUUCUGACUGUGGUUUUCUGUGUCUUAAACACAACGCAGGGUGUUCAAAUACUGAUUUUAUUCACCCUGAGGCCUGUACUAAACUCGCAUCCAGGUUUUCUGGCAGCUCUACGUCCAUCAACGAUAACCUUUCACAUGAGAACAUUUUAUUUAUGGAAAAAUAAGACACCAGAUAGCCAUGAAAGCUACACAUCCACAGCGCCAAACUCUGUCUGACAGGGACUGUCAAUGCUUCAGCAGUUAAUAAAGAAAUGGAGGAAUAUCAGCUUGUGUCAUGUACUGUACUGUAGUUUCAGAAUUGUCUUGGUGUUCAUAAACUGUAAACAGUGAUUAGUUACAGUAAAACUUUAUUCUCAUGGUCCAUUUGAGUAUUAGUAGAUUGUCUGCUUAAUAUCUGUUGAUACUGCUGCUAAACAGACAUAUAACUGACUAUAAGAAACUUUGCAAGUACAUGUCAACUUACACUAACCCUAACCCCAACCUAACAGUCUACUUAUAAUCUAAUGAGGAUAAGUUGGUAUGUAGAUGCAAUGUAACUUAAAUUCAACAAACGGACCAUCAAAAUAAAGUGUGACCUUAGUUUCUUUACUUGAAGUAAGUUAACCCAUUGUAACUUGAAAAUGUACUCUGACUUAGUUUGUAUAAUUAUACACAAUUUGCUACAGAAUCAUUUUAAAGGGCACCUAUGAUGAAAAUCCUCUUUGUAAGCUGUUUGUACAGAAAUGUGUGUAGGUGUGUCCACAGGGGUGAUAUAAAGACAAUAAGUCUCUCUUUUUUUAUUUUAUUUUUUUAUUUUACAUUUUUUUAAACUUGUAGUUUUUUUUUAAUUUCAUGAUGUUAAAAUAGGAUCCAAAUCCCUACCAUUUCGAGACCCACCGCAAUGUGGCGUAGUAGCAGGCCCGGAUUGACUAACCGGGAGGACUGGGAGAAUUCCCAGUUGGCCGGCCCGUUUUUUUUUGGCCACGAGAACCGGAGUUCCAUGCUGCUUGCACUCUCAGUGGUCGCACUUUUUCCAUUUAUUUAUUUAGUUGACCAUAGCCUCACUCUUUUUAUUCAUUAUUUUGCUGCAGCUCCGCUCUUUGUAUUUAUUUUCUCGCAGCCCCGUGAGCAAAAUGCAGCCUGCAGGUGAUGAUGUAACUAUCAUUCGACCCCAAACAGCACGGCACCUUAGUGAAAAAUAAUUCGAAUAAUUAAUAUUAAUGAAUAUUACACCUGCUCAAUAAAAAUCUGAUGAUUCACGACAUUAAUAAAUCUGACAUAACUUGAUCAGAAAUCUUAAAAGGGGAGAAAAAGAUUAAGCCAUCAAUAGAAAGUAAUACUGUGGUUAAAAUAGUCUUGCAGGUGUUAGUGUAAUACUCAUUUUUUCUUCCAAACGCACUAGUAUAACAGCACCAUUGUGGUCCAGUGGUCAGCAUGUUGCGUUAAGACCCGAAUUUGAACCUCACCUGAGUAAUUUUUUUCUCUCUUUCAUUGCCUUGUACUUGUACAUGUGUAAUGACAAUAAAGUUAAAUCUAAUCUAAUCUAAUCUAAUUUUUAGUGUUAAGACAUAAUUUUUUUUUUUUUUGUGUGUGCCCACCAUUACAAUAG